Messenger RNA from Alternaria viburni, 612 nucleotides. RefSeq lists its product as uncharacterized. NCBI's taxonomy places the organism in Eukaryota, Fungi, Ascomycota, Dothideomycetes, Pleosporales, Pleosporaceae. The transcript is spliced from 2 exons. Bases 1 to 612 code for a protein of 203 amino acids. Gene Ontology annotation, molecular function: protein binding. The record is from RefSeq and is a predicted model, not a curated record.
AUGGACGAGUUUCCGAACGAGCUGCUGCUCCAGAUCUUCAGUCUGCUGCACACGCCGAUAACUUGCUUCUCUGCGCCACGUGUACCCGCUCCUUCGCGAGACCUACUGGCAUUGUGUCGCGUCUGCCGAAGCUUCAGGGAUGUUGCAAGAUCGCUCAUCUACGAAUCCAUUGAGCGGGCAGGCGACAUGAACAACGAGGCCUUUCGUCAGCUACCACGUACUCUUCUGAAGAACGUGGAGCUGUGCCGGUACAUCAAGAAUCUGAAACUGAAGAUGGAGGACGGUUUCGAGGUAGGCGAUUUUUGGGCGGGGCAUAACCUGCGACCCGAGAACGAGCUCGAUGACGAAGAGGUCGAGGAACGUGCGACUUACGAUGCAAAAUGCAUUCGCUAUCAGAGACGGCAUCAGAAGAUGCUGGAUGGCGAUGGAAGUGAUGUUGACAAAGGGGUGAGCGACUUACCAGAAUACACGCCAGAAGGCUACGAGUGGCUCGGCGAACUCAUCCCGUCUAUGAAUAGCAGUCAGGCACAUGCUUCUGAGCACGACCUUCUCGAGCGUGCUAUUCUCGGAGAAGAUGUACUACUCACACCGCAGCUCAAGCUUCUUGCUUGA